GAUGUGGAUGAACGUUGUUGGAUUUUGGAGGUUGAGCGAUAAAGUGAUAAAAGACGUGGUAAAUGUGUAUCGAUGUCAACCGCAGCCUGCACGGAUAUUAUCAUCCAGGCGAUAGUUCGUUUAAAUUCGACCCUUUCCGCGUAAUAAUCCGGAAAUAAUUUGUCAUGGCUUGAUAUGUGCCUGUGUUUUUCGGAAUUACCUGGCGGCCCCGAUCGCGAUUUUUUCGAAAGGGCUGGCAGGAGCGGCGCCUGCAAAUAUUAAUUGUAAUGUAAUAAUUGAAAUAAAAGCAUCUUGUGAUUUGGCCAGCUAGGAUGGGCAAACAAACCGGACCGUGCUGGUGGUGUCUAAAAGCCGUCAAAUGGAUUCCAGUCAUCUUUAUCUUGACUAUCGUCGCCUGGUCGUACUACGCUUAUGUAGUUCAACUCUGCUAUUAUACGGUCGAAAGUGGAGUCCAAAAAGCUUUCUACCUGAUUUUCUUCCACAUCCUCUUCGUCAUGUUCCUCUGGGCAUACUGGCAAACUGUUAGCACGGACCUAACACCAAUUCCAGAUAAGUUCAAAAUACCAUCAGAGGACAUGGAAAAGCUACUGGAUGCAGAGAACGAGGAGAUCCAGAGGCAAAUCUUGGACAGAUUUGCACAAGAUCUUCCCAUUACGAAUAGAACCGUCAAAGGAGCGGUGCGCUUUUGCGAACAGUGCUUAUUGGUCAAGCCAGAUAGAGCGCAUCAUUGCAGCGUUUGUGGGACCUGCGUUCUGAAAAUGGACCAUCACUGUCCGUGGGUGAAUAAUUGCGUAGGCUUCCACAAUUACAAGUUCUUCAUGUUGUUUUUGGCUUAUGCUUUUUUGUACUGCACGUUCAUUACUGCCACCUCUUUGCAGUAUUUCGUGCGCUUUUGGAAGGGUGAACUGAAUCAAGAAAUAAAGUUUCACAUCCUCUUUUUGUUUUUCGUUGCAAUCAUGUUUGCAAUCAGUCUGAACUCUCUCUUCUUCUACCACUGCUACCUCAUUUUACGCAACAGGUCUACACUGGAGGCUUACAGGCCACCCAUGUUCCGAACCGGACAAGAUAAGAACGCUUACAGCCUCGGGAAGUACAAUAAUUUUCAAGAAGUCUUUGGAGAUAAUACGCGUCUCUGGUUUCUUCCUAUUUUUACUAGUUUUGGGAAUGGAGUCGUCUAUCCAGUUCGCUUGCAAGACGAGGGUGGCCCCAAUACAUACAACUCAAUGGGCAACACUCAAAACAGCUUUGGAGAUGGGAUAACCUUUCCUGAGAGGCUCGUCGACGAGGAUACUCACACUCUACUAGGCGUGGAGAUCCAACGGUGGGGAGAGGAAACCGAGCUCGACUCUCCACCUCUCUCCUCCAGGUCUCACGAAGCACUGCUGUCAUAGGACCUGCCGUAGGCAUAAACCAGCCUUUAGUGGAUCCUGCCGAUAUCGUCUGAAUCGAGAUUUAAGCUCGAUCUUCGUAUGCCUCGAUGAAGGCUUUAUAAAUACCUUUUUCCUGCACAAAAUGUAAACUAAAACCGAAACUACAAUGCCUUUUAUUGAAAAGGCAAAUGCUAGACUUAUACAAGAGUUGUGACAAUUUUAACACUUGCUAUCGUUAAAUAGCAAGAUUAAUUAAAAAUAAAAUAAAAAGGAAGAUGCGACUCAUGAAACGUAGGCGUUUUAAUAUUAGGGCGACUCUUAAUAAAUAAACAGGACUCGAAGUUCUUGUGUCUUUUGGAGAAUUUUCUACUGAAUCAAUUACGUUUUGCCUUCAUCAAAUCCAAUUUACGUCAUGAAAUUAUUCAAAAUAGAUUCUUUAUCAAAGAACUUCGAGAAAAAGGGAUCGUCUUAAAAAAAAAGCAAUCCGUAAAAAAUAUUAGAUACAUUUUUUAGAUAAGAGAAUACUGAUAAAUAUUAAAGAUAAUAGGGUCGAUAAGAAAUUGAGGAUUUUCAGCGUUACGAAGUUUUUAGACUUACACCAAAUUCCGAAAAAUAUACGGAAUAUUUUGAUAGAAAUAUUUUCCGUAAUGUUGGUGUCUGCGAAAAAUAUUUUGGGUUGUCGCGUUAACCCAAAAUUGUAAAGCUUUAUAUUUCUUUGAGUAUUUAAUAGUAUUGGAGAUUAAGUGGAAAUUAAUUUAUAAAUUUUUAAAUUAAAUUGGAUUUUGACAAAAAAUUUCAUAAUUAAGAAUAGUAUAUUUUAUGUACAUUUUACCUGGAAAGAUAUGUUUUUAGCGAUAAAAACGAAAAAGAGUGUUGUGAAUUAAUUUAAUUUCUCUUCAUUCAAAGCAGCAUUUAAUAAUUUACUGACUGUACUUCGAGCAUUUUUAUCGAAAGAGCACAUUGUACAGAGAAAAAAAAUCAGGAAGAUAUAUUCUGGAUUAGUUCUGAUUUUUUUCUCUCGCAAAAUCUUCACCUUUGAUUAAUGAGACAAACAGAACAAAGUUGUACAUAAAUGCAAAAACGUCACGCGAGAUCACUGAUUUUUUAUAAAGGUCCGUUCUCGUUCUAUUUUAAGUGUAGCAUAUUAUUAUAAUUAGGAUUGUAAAAUUUCGUAGCCUUUAAGAAAUUCGUUGAUUUUAGAGUUUAAUCAGUAUUUGUAAAGUGCAAUCUAAGGAAUGACGAUCAAUCUGCAAAUUCGCCAACGUCACAAUAAAUAAUUUCAAUGCGGUAAUAUUAAUUUUAAUUGACUUAAGAAUAUUAAAGGAUUAAAAGUUGAAAAGAUCCGAGCUUAAAAUUUGUAUUUUAAUAUUCUUAGAUUAAUUCAGUUUAAAAAUUACUGCAGUCACAGUGAUAAAUUACAAUUAAUCGUUAGAUAUACUCUUCAUAAGAUUUCUCUUAAAAUAUAAAUUUCCGCGUAUCGAAGUCAAAUCGUUUUUCAAUUCAUAAUUUGCUUUUUUUCAGACAACUUUGUAAGACAAGGAAGUAUAUUUAUUAAAUCUAUACCUUAAUUAUAAUUUCUACAGUAUCACACGAGGAAUUAAUUAUUUACAGAUAAAAUAUACUUAUAUUUU
Molecule: messenger RNA, 3001 nt
Organism: Belonocnema kinseyi
Lineage: Eukaryota; Metazoa; Arthropoda; Insecta; Hymenoptera; Cynipidae
Product: palmitoyltransferase ZDHHC15B-like
Exons: 10
Coding region: 312-1391 (359 amino acids)
Biological process (GO): peptidyl-L-cysteine S-palmitoylation; synaptic vesicle maturation; protein targeting to membrane
Cellular component (GO): Golgi apparatus; endoplasmic reticulum
Molecular function (GO): protein-cysteine S-palmitoyltransferase activity
Source: RefSeq, a predicted model, not a curated record